AUGCAAAACCACCGACCAUCCAGUCGCGGUUGCACACGAACACCACACGAGCAGAUCAGACAGGAGAGCCACCACAGCGAUGACAUGGUCGGAAGCGAGACUGCGAGGGAGCUACGACAGGAUGUGAUCCUAGGGCUGGGCUUCUUGCUCCUCGCCGCGGCGUCGCUGAAGCGGCUCCUCACCAGCGCCGGGCAGCGAGGCUCCGAGACCGUGAUCACGACCUUCUACUCCCUCAUCCUCUUCACAUCGGUCGUGCGAGCCACCUGGUUCUUGAUCCCAACAGAGGUCCUGCAGCCGACUUACGCCCCGUCGACGGAGUACGCCUUCAAGGGCGACUGGCUGGGGACGUACGUGUCGGAGGUUAUGCUGUUCGUUGGCAGCUUGAGUCUGUUCAGCAUCUUCAUCCUUAUGGCUAUAUUCUGGGCCGACCUGCUCAAAGGGAUCUUUAAGGAGAGCGGUCGACCUUCUCGGCCGAUGGCGUCCUUCAUGACGGUAGCGGCGGCACUCGCCGCAGCGGAAGGCGUUAACUCGUGCCUGUUCUUCACGAGGGUUUACAGCAGCCAGGGAAUGCUCAUGUUUGAGAGUGCUCUGCUGUGCAUGUUGUCGUUGGUGUGCAGCGUGGAGAUAUCCCGGUUCUCGCACCGCUUUCGAACGGUCCUGAGAACGCUCGGCGCCGUCAACCAGAUAUCGACGGAUGGCCAAGUGACGCGCAUCGUGAGAAUAACCGUAACCGGUAACGUGUUCUUCGCGAUUCGAGCCGUUUGCGAGCUAGCGGUGGGCCUGACGCUCUACAUGCAUUUCAAGCAAACCCACUCUUUCAACAUGGUGUUCAGCAGCUGGGUCUGGGACUGGUACGUGGUCGUGAAGCACGUCUCGGAGUGGAUGAUCCUGUUCGUGAUGCUGUGGAUACUGCACGACCCCGAGGAAGGGGGGUCGUCGCUGGGAUCUGAUGAGGGCAGCCAAGGGCUUGCCGCGGCGGAAGACCCCGAGUACUGGGAAAUGCCCCCGGAAGCCGAUGGCCAUAACGGGUGUGCGGACGAUGACAGUGGCGGUGAUGCGACCUCGCAGCUGACGGGAAACGGGCGUGAUCCCGAGGCCUAUGGCACAUUGUGAUGUGCGAAACCGACUUCCAAAUUGUCUUGUCGACCCUUUCGCUCGUGUUCCGAAUCGGUCGGCCGCAAUUUUUGUUCGAUUUUGUUCUUUCUGUAGACAAGGGGUGCACCUUAGACCCCAGUUACACACGCGGCCAGACUUUUGCAUGGGCGUCCCGUUGUCGCUUUCCAUUUUUUUUCUCACCAGCCCCCUAUAAUAGUCGGCCUUUGCACCCUCAGGUCGUUGUAUUGUUAUGAAAUACCGAGCCUUUAUUUUUUUAGGCUUGUAGAUACAGUAGUAGUUGAACUUCUUUCCGAGGGUCUCCGAUGACUCGUUGUAACUAUAGGUUUUACUUGUUUUGUUUCUUUGGAACGCGUUUGAGCCCCCAUGGGAGAGCUACUGAAGUGCACCACGUGCCCGCAAUUAUCCUAAUUUUUUUGUAAACUUCGGCGCUAACAUCUGUCCUUGGCCGGCGGGUGACCUCAGUCAAGGUCGAUGCUUCAAUUUUGCCGAGCUACUACCUUUCCUCUGUCCGGAUUAUUUUUCCGAUUGGCUUUUCUACCCUCCUCUACAUUUUACCGAGAUGCGGGAAACCCUAGCGCUCUGCUCGGCCGUUUGGUGACCUGCG
Messenger RNA from Ectocarpus sp. CCAP 1310/34, 1720 nucleotides. Lineage: Eukaryota; Phaeophyceae; Ectocarpales; Ectocarpaceae. The record is from the annotation of a GenBank genome assembly.